CAGUUGCGAUCUUUGGCUGCAGGUCGCAGUAGCGGCAUGAGAGAAACAACUGAAACAGGUUGUGUGACAGGAAUCAAACCCACAACUGUCGCACAGAAGGACAUCCUCAGAGAGAUACUUCAAACUUCUCACUGUGGAUUAUUUUCUUCUUCAUAUCAGCUUGUGCAGCGAUGAAGGAGCAGAACUUUAAAGAGGAGGUGAGGAAGAUCAUGGAGGAGGCACCAAGUGCUCGGAAGGCUCUGCUGGAAAACUAUGACAACCUGCUAAACGUGGCCGACUACUGCCAGAACAACUACAUAAAGUCAGGUGAUGGCAACAUGAAGGCGCUGGAGGAAACGAAGAAUUUCACUACCCAGUCACUGGCCAGCGUCGCCUACCAGAUCAGCACUCUGGCCAGUAACGUACUGAGUCUGCUUGACGCUCAGACCAAUCAGCUGUGUCACAUGGAGUCAUCCAUCAACCUCAUUGGUCAGACAGUUGAGAUGCACAAAGAGAAAGUUGCUCGGAGAGAAAUCGGCGUCUUCACAGCGGUGAGACGAGUUCCACGCACUCACAAGAUCCUGCCUCCUUCCCAACCUCCUGCAGGCACACAGCCCCGCCCACCUUACAGCCGUCGACCAAUCAACUACCAGCAGCUGGACAGCCUGGGACACGGCGUGAAGGUCUCUGGGAAACAGUCGGACCGAACAGGAACCAUCCGGAAACACGGAGCCUCCACCAAGUCCAACAAAUCCUUGGAGCCGGUUCAGUGCCCUGUGGCGCCCCCAGUCAGCGGCUCCAGUUUUGGGAAACCUGUUGCUCCGCCAGCCACCCCCCCCACCUGCCAAACUCAACCCGAGUGUGACAUCAUCCCAACCUCACUGGAAGAUGCCCCUCCCCCUCCUCCUCCUCCUCCUCCUCCUCCAACAGCAAAUGGGAUGCCAGCUCUGGAUGAUGAGGUCACUAACACCUCUGUACCCCCACCUCCACCGCCCCCACCCGAUUCAUUAGGAGAAAUGUCGGCUCUGCCCCCUCCACCUCCUCCACCUGAUUCAACGGGCGCAAUGUCGGCACCAGUAGCUCCGCCCCCUCCUCCUCCUCCUCCUCCUCCACCUGCUCCUACAGGUGCAAUGGUGGCGCCUAUAGCUCCUCCCCCUCCUCCAGCCCCAGAGAAUCAAAGCAGUCACAGUACUCUGUCUCUGGCUCCGCCCCUUUCUCCCCUGCUGAGUCUGGAGACAGUGUUGGAGGAGAGCAACCUCCCACCUCCAUCUCUUCUCCCUCCCCCACCUGAUGAUGAAAGCUUUGCUAUGCUUCCCAUUGACGGCUCAGAACUGCCAGCUCCGCCUCCUCCACCUCCACCCAGCCAGGACAUAGACGUGACCCUCCCCUCCAGGAGGAGUCGCCGCCGCCGCUCCCCCCCUACAACUCGUUCUCUCUCUAUGAGGGUCCGCUCUGGCCCCGCCUCCCGCUGCCGCUACACUCGCUCUCUCUUCCUGCCUGCUGUCCAAUCACUGAUGAUCCCCCCUCCUCCCCCCUACCCUCCCCCCCAUGCUCCUCCUCCUCACCCCUCCUCCUCUUCCUCCUCCUCUGCCUCUUCUUCACCUCGGCUCUGCUUACCUGCUCGCUUGGAACACCUUGAUCUAGAGCUUCCGGCCAUACCCUCUCCUUUCAUUAUGGAUGACAUGAGUGGUUUUGAUGACAUCAUGCCACCGCUCCCUCCCCCAGUGGACUACGACACCAGCGCCCCCCCACAGUACCUUGAGAAAGUGAUGGCGCUGUACAGCUAUGAGGCCUCCAAACCCGACGACCUCACCCUGGCAGAAGGCGACAUCAUCUACCUGACACAACGCCACGACAACGGCUGGUGCGAGGGGGUUCUCGGUGAAAACAACGGGUUCUUCCCUUCAAACUACGUCCAAUCAUGUGACUAGACUGAAGCCUCUCCAUCACUUCCUAAGUGGUUUUAUCGCUAAAUUUAUUAAUCAGUGUCCGAUUAUUCAGCUGCAAUGCUGCCCCCUGUGGUACAACACUGUAACUACAAGUACCUCAGAUUGGAAUAUUAUUUGGCCUAAAGAAAACAUGACAUUUCUUGUUGUAUGGCAACUUAUUGAAUAAGCAUUAAGAACAAAAUUAGCUAUUUUUUUUACUUUAAACUUUAAUUAAUUAAAUAUUAAAUUGAAUUAUGCAGAUUUAAUAUGAGCCUUUAGAAUAAGGUGAUAACAGAGCCACAUAUUCUCAGUUCUUUGUCCAACUUAAUGCACAAUGCUCUAUCUUAUUAUUGCCAACUGUCUGAAACAUUUAGGAGAUUAGUGGAACAACAGAACGUGUAUUUAUUAAUGAAUCUGUUCAAUCAGUGAUUUUUUAAAAGUUAAGGAAAAAAUCCCCAAUUUAUGAUUUUAGAUCCUCAGAUCCUUCAGGAACUGACUUUUAAAAAGCUGACAAAUAUUAGAAAACACAAACAAAAAAAUUAUGGGGAUCAAAAACAACAGCUUGUUUGAACUAGUUUUAUGUGUUGUACAAACUUUAUGGUAAAGUAAUAUCAAUGAAGCUGAGGUAAAAAAAAAAUGAAUAUAUAAAACAUGUGAGAAAAGAGAAAUAUCUGUAUAGUAUUUCUGUUGUCCAUAAACUAUUAGUUUUCAAAUAACUUAAGUUAAAAUGAUUUGAUUCAGACUUCAAUUUUAAUCUGUUAUUAUUUAAUUUAAAAAAUAAAGUUUUACAGUGGGUUUUUUUUCAUUGCAAAGUUUAACAAAUGGAGUUAGCAGAUGUUAAUAUUUAAUAUAAAGUUUGAUCAGAAGAGUUUCUGCUGUUUUUUGUGAUGGCCUUAUUCCACAACAGAUAACAUUCUUCUUGAGCAGUGGUUGUUCACUGCUUGUCAGUGCUGCCCCCUGCUGGCCACAAACACAAACUACAACGUCUAAUAUCAUGUUGAAAUUUUUGCCCAUCAUUCUCAUAUAUUUACAGUUUAUCACACAGUGUUAUAAAUUUAAUGAUAAUUCCUCUAGUGCUGCAUCAUGAUAAUCAUCAAACAUUUCAGUUACAGACUGUAACAUCAUUAUUGUGUCUUCAAAUGACGAAUAAAUGAAUCAGUCUUUGAAUAAAAGUUUGUUCCAUGGCUUGUUA
Notolabrus celidotus (New Zealand spotty) is the source of this 3099-nucleotide messenger RNA. It is a transcript of the gene abi3a, whose product is annotated as ABI family, member 3a. Gene Ontology annotation, molecular function: SH3 domain binding. Bases 171 to 1910 code for a protein of 579 amino acids. The transcript is spliced from 12 exons. The record is from RefSeq and is a predicted model, not a curated record. Gene Ontology annotation, cellular component: lamellipodium. Lineage: Eukaryota; Metazoa; Chordata; Actinopteri; Labriformes; Labridae.